AUGAAUGAACGUAGGAUAGGAGAAAAUGAGAGCAUAUGCUUUACAACAUCGAAAUCAAGAAUUCCCCGAGAAAAACGUGAAAUAGUGAGGCCACUUUCUCGAAAGGAUAUAUUCUACUCAGGUUCUGUAAUAAAUCUUCCUGAAUACAAGAGUCAGAAAUCAUUAACAAGCUACAGGCAAAGCGUAAUUUCACUGCCCAAAUAUCCUCAGGAUCAAAUAGACAUCGAGGGAGAGGGAGGAGGAACAUGCUCACAGUGUUGUCCUGAAUCAUUUAGAUCAAUUUUGGGGACGAUGAUGGACAUGUCUUUGCUCAAAGAUCCCGUGUUUAUGCUCAUUAGCAUCAGCAAUUUGUUUGGCAUGAUGGGACUGUAUGUACCAUUUGUGUACCUGGUUGAUGCUGCAAUUCUUGAUGGAACUGAUUCCAACUCAGCAUCAUUUCUCUUGUCAAUUAUUGGUAUUACUAACACCGUGGGGAGAGUGGCAUGUGGCUAUCUAGCUGAUUUUCCUUGGAUGGACUCUUUGCUGCUGAAUAAUAUUUGCCUUGUUGUAUGCACAUUUGCUGUUGCUGCCACACCUUUCUGUCAUACCUAUGCAGCAUAUGUUGCAAUGGCAAUAUUUUUUGGUCUUGCUGUCUCUGGCUACAUAUCUCUCACAUCCAUCAUCCUUGUUGAUCUUCUGAGGCUUGAUAAGCUCACAAACGCUUUUGGCCUUUUGAUUUUGUUCAGAGGUGGUGCAGCAAUUGUAGGGUCACCACUAGCAGGAGCUGUAUAUGAUGCAACCAAGAGCUAUGCCAUACCUUUCUACAUGGCCGCUGCAUUCUUCCUUGUCUCAGCAGUGACCAGCUUCCUGGCACCAUCACUGAAACGCUGCCUAGCAUCACCUACUGCUCCACCUAUCCCUGAUGCACUUACUCCAAUUAAUGAGGAUGUGGAAGAAGAAAAUGAGCCAGAUGUUGUGCCAGAAAUUAUUGAGACUGCUCCUUCUCCAUCAGAAAUAAAACAAAUUGAGUCAGUAUUGUGAAAAGACAUUUAGUUUCCAAUGUCACCAAAGAUAAUAUUCACCUUAGUGAACAAUUUAUAUGCACAACUUAUAAUAUUUGUUGACUGACUGGACAGCACUCAAAAGAGGUC
Schistocerca piceifrons (Central American locust) is the source of this 1130-nucleotide messenger RNA. Its product is annotated as monocarboxylate transporter 3-like. Bases 1 to 1020 code for a protein of 339 amino acids. The record is from RefSeq and is a predicted model, not a curated record. The transcript has 5 exons. Gene Ontology annotation, biological process: monocarboxylic acid transport. Gene Ontology annotation, molecular function: monocarboxylic acid transmembrane transporter activity. Lineage: Eukaryota; Metazoa; Arthropoda; Insecta; Orthoptera; Acrididae.